Brassica napus (rape) is the source of this 1509-nucleotide messenger RNA. Its product is annotated as E3 ubiquitin-protein ligase RSL1. Gene Ontology annotation, biological process: positive regulation of proteasomal ubiquitin-dependent protein catabolic process; protein polyubiquitination; ubiquitin-dependent protein catabolic process. Gene Ontology annotation, molecular function: ubiquitin protein ligase activity; ubiquitin conjugating enzyme binding; zinc ion binding. The coding region runs from base 451 to 1293 and encodes 280 amino acids. Gene Ontology annotation, cellular component: cytoplasm; ubiquitin ligase complex. Lineage: Eukaryota; Viridiplantae; Streptophyta; Magnoliopsida; Brassicales; Brassicaceae. The transcript has 2 exons. The record is from RefSeq and is a predicted model, not a curated record.
UUAUCAUUUUCUACUAUUAGAACAAAGAUACCAAUACGGGAUCCAAUAAUUAACCUUAAGUAUUUUCACUAAAUAGACAAAUGUGUUCUUGUUUGGUCUUGGUAUAUAACGUAAACUUAAAGAUCACAUUAACAAUAUGUUUCAUCACUAAUAAGUGGUCAGUGUCAGUUUAUAGUGACGGGAUUAUUUAAAUAUAUAAUCCUAUUUUUAAUAAAGUACUAACUUCCUAAAUUAAUAAAAAAAUUUAUAGUUUUAACAUUAAUUAAUUUAUAGUGUUUUUAGUAUAUCUUGAUAAGCUUAGUAGAUAAACCCAAGAUCGAAAAUGCUGUUGCGAUAUCUCAACAAAAUAAAAUUGAGAUGAUCUUCUCGUGAAAGAAUCUAAUAACAAUGUGCGAGAGUUUUUCUUUUAAAUUCAUUUUCACUUGAAUAGUUUGAUAAGGCGAGGAGAUUAUGGCGGCGGCAGGAAAACCAGAAUUCGAGGUUGCAACAGGCGACCAGAAGGAUAACAGUGCGUUGCUCAAAAAACAACACAAUCUUCGGUUUCUUCCUCGCCAAGGCAAACCAGACAAGAAGACAGAGCACUGCAUAAUCUGUCUGGACGACGUUGAUUCCGACCUAAUGUUCUACGUCGAAAGAUGCGGUCAUCGGUUUUGCAUCAACUGUGUGAAACUACACAUUAACGUGAAGCUGGUCGAUGGCAAGAUACCUAACUGUCCUCAUCACGGAUGCGUCUUCCAUCUCUCUAUCGACAGGUGCGGCGAUGUUUUGACGUUCAGGGAAAGAUUGGUGUGGAUGCAGAGGAUUAAAGAGAACUCGCUUCCUUUGGCGGAGAGAGUUUAUUGUCCUUAUGAGAGUUGCUCUCACCUGAUGUCCAAGACCGAGCUUUCUCGUAGCGGAUCGUAUUCUGGAUUCAGGAGAUGCUUUAAAUGCCGUGGGGGGUUUUGUGUCCAUUGCCGAGUGCCGUGGCAUGGUAAGUUAUCGUGCAACGACUACAGGAGGUUGUAUCCUAAUAAGUUUAGAGAAGAUGGUGUUGAUGCAAAGCUGAAAUCUUUGGCGAGUCUUUGUGGGUGGCGUCAGUGUCCUAAGUGCUAUCACAUGGUUGGACGGUCUUACGGAUGCAACCGCAUAACUUGCAGGUGUGGGAAUGCAUUUUGCUACAAGUGCGGUUACUUAUGGAACAGAGGGAUUCAUGGAGACUGCAACCAAGACGAGGUCAUCUCGGAUUUUAUUUUUUUGUCAGUUUUUGUUUCUCUUGUAAUACUUUUCGUCGUUUUAUUCCACCUCCUUCAAUAAGAGUCUUAUAGAGAUUUGGAUCGUGUAAUGGAGAUUAAUCUGGGUCUUAAUUUUUAAACAUAUCCGUCUCUCCAUUGAAUAUUAUCCUUUGAAUUGUGUAUGAACUUAAACGCGAAUUUGCUCAAGGGAGGCGCUAGUUUGUGACUGAUAAAGUAAACAAGUUGAAACUAUCCCUAUGCUCUCAAAUGUUUCGUCUUUCAGACAUAGUAGACUAGA